This is a messenger RNA of Misgurnus anguillicaudatus (oriental weatherfish), 1952 nucleotides long. It is a transcript of the gene bsg, whose product is annotated as basigin. The record is from RefSeq and is a predicted model, not a curated record. Gene Ontology annotation, biological process: cell-cell adhesion. Gene Ontology annotation, molecular function: cell adhesion molecule binding. Gene Ontology annotation, cellular component: cell-cell junction; plasma membrane. NCBI's taxonomy places the organism in Eukaryota, Metazoa, Chordata, Actinopteri, Cypriniformes, Cobitidae.
CGUACGUGCGCGUUCUCGUGUGCACUUUAGAACAAGUAGAGGACGACGGGCUUCAUCGAAGGCUUCGCUUCUGGUUGUCUCUACCUCUUUAAACCUAACUGUUAGUUACACUGUUACAAAUUUUUAAACCCAUAACCAUGAAACGGAGGGGGAACCCGUGGCUGUUCGCCGGUAUUUUGGUCGUGCUGUCGUGUUUUUACCGAGCUGAAGCUUCGACAGAUGCAACCAUCACUACCGAACCAGUGGAAGUGACCAACAAGACCGCUGCCACUCUCAGCUGCAACCUUACCAACCCCUCUACUAUCAUCAAAGGCCAUUAUUGGGCAAAGAAUGGCAAGCCUAUUGAUACUACUAACUCAAAGACUUCUGAACCCUACACACAAUACACAAUUGAGAAAAUUGAUUACCAUUCAGCUGGCAUGUAUUCCUGUGUCUUCUUAACAGAGCCACCGUUCAAUGCCACAAUUGAAGUCAAAGCUCAACCACAUGUAGGGGCAUAUAAACACUCAGAGUAUGGAAAUGAAAAUGACGACGUCGCUCUAGUGUGUGUGGCACAUGGGUACCCACUUCCUACAGACUGGGCUUGGUCUAAACUUGAUCCUAAAGAUGAGUCUAAGAUCGCAAUAUCCAAUGGCACCAGUGCAAAGUAUGAGAUCAAGAACACCCCCAACAAGACCACGCUCUAUGUGAAGGAGUUGGACAUGGAAAACGACAUGGGCACCUACAUGUGCCAAGGCCUUAGUGAUCAGGGAAAAGCUGAGGAUAAGAUCCAGCUGCGUGUGCGCAGCCGCCUGGCCGCUCUUUGGCCUUUCCUCGGCAUCGUCGCCGAGGUCAUUGUUCUAGUCGCCAUCAUCUUCAUCUAUGAGAAGAGGAGAAAGCCUGAUGAGAUCAUUGAUGAUGAUGACUCAGGAUCUGCCCCACUGAAGAGCAACUCCGCCACGAACCACAAAGACAAAAAUGUCCGGCAAAGAAACUCCAACUAAGAAAGGAGGAAAGUAUCCUGAUGACUACUGCUGAAAACAAGCAGCGUGGCUGAAUAGCGCAUUGUGCGUGCAAACCCCCUGCGAUUUCUAAACAACCCUAUGCUUGAGUGUAAAUGUUCUGAGAUAUAAGUGAUCUUUUUUUAGUUUUAUUCCUAACUGUGUUUGUGCUGCCAGCAGAUAUUUUAAGGUGGUUUUGGGGGGGAGGUGGGGCAGUUGCAUGAUUGUAUUCUUGAUGUAGAUGUGUUUAGUGAAAAUCUCAAUGUGGAAAUGGAACAGUUUUUCUUUUCUUGUCUUGUCUUCUUUAAUUUCUAAAAACCGAACACCGUUUGACAACAUUAUCGAAUUACAAUGUCCAGUUUUUGCAGAUAGGUUGUGUAGCUGGGUAGCUAAAAACAAUGGCUAGGAGGUUCUUCCCUUCACUCAUUUUAGCAGAUUUUUUUAUUUUGUAAGCCUUAAUGUCUAGUAAUCAAAAUUGAUCUCUCUUUUUUUUUUUUAAAGUGCACUAUUCCACGUAAAUGGGUGAAUUUUUUUUAGUUCACAGUUUGUCAAGCUAACCAUUUUCCAUUAAACAUGUUGAUUUUUCAAUGUCUAUUUUUUGCACCACCACAAACUAACCAUAGAGGACCAAGUGCUAACUAGGUGUUUCCUUUGCUACUAGGUUAAUCAAUUAUGCAUCGCUACCCAAAUUUUUAAAGCAACACUGAGGAGAAUGAGAUGAUGGCUAUGAUCUUUUUAGAUGUAGUCAAUGGAAGUGUUAUUUAGUAAAGGCUUAUUUUGUUGCUCACCUAUAGACUGUUCAGAAGUCAUGCUUAAUACAUUGUGAAGUAUAGUGUCUGGAUGUUUGCUAGUUCAAAGAUACUCAAAAGACAUACACGUGUAUAAAUUAUUUUGCCUUAGUGUUUUAGGAAAAUCUAAUGCACUGUCAAAUGUACUGACUUGCACAUCUAAAUAAAACCUAUUUGAUUUUAA